AUUGCUGAUGAAACCACGGACGUUAGUGGCAUUGAGCAAUUUUCAAUUUGUAUACGGUAUGUUGAUCGUUUUGAGAAUGAGGAAAAACUGAGAGAAGACUUUUUAUGUUUUGUUCCUGUUGAGGAUACAACUGGCAGCGGUCUUGCGAAUGUGCUAAUUGAUAAAUUAAAAGAACUUAAACUUAGUUUUGCACACAUAAGGGGUCAAGGUUAUGACGGAGCGCGGUCGAUGAGUGGACAUGUCAAAGGUUGUGCUAGUGUUAUCCAAAAUUUAUAUCCAGCGGCUCUUUAUGUGCACUGUGCUAAUCACAGCUUAAAUUUAGCCAUCGCAACGACUUGCAAAAUACCUGCUAUAAGAAAUUGUAUUGGUUCCAUGAAAGAGACCGUAAAUCUUUUUCGGAUGUCAACUAAAGCAGGCACACUGCUCAAAAAUCUUAUUCUUGAAUCCUUUCCAAACUCAAAGCAAGUGAGGUUACUUAAAUUCUGCGAAACACGUUGGGUGGAGCAUUUAGAAUCUCUUUCUUUAUUUAACGAUUUAUUCCCAUUGAUCUGUACUGCGUUGGAAGAGCUUGAUAUUGAAAAUUUAAGAAGUGAUUUAUCAAAGCCACAGGCUUUGUUGACUGCAAUCCAAUCACCUCAAUUUGUGAUUGCUAUGGCGAUACUAAAGCCAAUUUUUGCAUUAUCAAAACACAUAAGCCUAUGUUUGCAGCAAAUAUAUUGUGAUUUGAGCAGCUGCGUUGCUUAUGCAAAUAAUUUGUAUGCUGAAAUUAGUGAAAUGCGUAAGGAUUCUGAACAAUCGUUUAAACUAAUUUUUGAAUCAGUUAAAACAAUAGCCGCAGAAUUAGAUUUAAAAAUCAAAUUCCGUGUUUGGCGAAACGGCAAACUAAUCGCGACAAUUAUGAAGGCGAACCGGAAGAAUAUUACCGCAGAUCAAUUUACAUACCGUUUUUAG
Messenger RNA from Bactrocera tryoni, 951 nucleotides. Its product is annotated as zinc finger MYM-type protein 1-like. The annotation marks the transcript as partial. The transcript has 2 exons. Lineage: Eukaryota; Metazoa; Arthropoda; Insecta; Diptera; Tephritidae. The record is from RefSeq and is a predicted model, not a curated record.